CGUCCCUCAAACAGGAAGGUAAACAAACAAGGGCAAGUUGGUCACGUAAUGAAACAAAAUGCGCAAAGAAAUUUUAAUCUGAAAUAAAAGAGACGCUGUUACAAAGAAAGUUAUGAUUCAAACACGGAAUAUAUUGUUUAUACAGUGAAGUUUAGACCAUCGUGAGUUUAUUUUGAUGUGUUUUGCGGCUGGGAAGCACAUUUUACUUCACUUUUCUGCAUUCAGUUUUAACUUUUGAACGAAAAAUGAGGAUUUCUACUAAAAAGCUGCAAGAACUCGCGAUAUUCACCACUGUAGUGACUGGAGGAGGAGUGGGAGUCAUGUACUACCUGAUGCAAAAGAAAUUUGCCGCGUCGGAGUAUCACCAGCUCGCCGUGCAGAAGCUGGAGGCGUGUUCUGUCGCCAUGGAGAGUCUGGGAGCUCCGCCUCUGAAAGUCUACAACCUGAGACUGACCGAUAAACAGAACUACAUCGACCAGCACUGGGCCCAGAUCAAGAUCCCCGUGAAAGGUUCAAAGACCGGAGGAUAUUUGUACACUUCUUCACACAGAGACGAGAGAGAAAACAGGUGGCGUCUGAAACAGGCCGUCCUGAAGCUGCGGGAGGGAGACACCAUCGACCUCCUGAACCCUCCUCGGACUGAAACUGUGACGACGCAAGAGGUUUUAGACACCGGGGAGUGGGAGUGAGACUCAACCUCAAUAAAACAUAUUUAUAAACUCAA
Messenger RNA from Boleophthalmus pectinirostris (great blue-spotted mudskipper), 724 nucleotides. RefSeq names its product cytochrome c oxidase assembly factor 1 homolog. Gene Ontology annotation, cellular component: mitochondrial inner membrane. The record is from RefSeq and is a predicted model, not a curated record. Gene Ontology annotation, biological process: mitochondrial respiratory chain complex I assembly; mitochondrial respiratory chain complex IV assembly. The coding region runs from base 246 to 689 and encodes 147 amino acids. NCBI's taxonomy places the organism in Eukaryota, Metazoa, Chordata, Actinopteri, Gobiiformes, Gobiidae. The transcript is spliced from 4 exons.